This is a messenger RNA of Lachancea mirantina, 309 nucleotides long. The record is from the annotation of a GenBank genome assembly. Lineage: Eukaryota; Fungi; Ascomycota; Saccharomycetes; Saccharomycetales; Saccharomycetaceae.
AUGGGAAAGCUAGGCAUCCCUGUCAAGCUUCUGAACGAAUCUCAAGGCCACAUUGUUUCGUUGGAACUCACUAGCGGCGAAACUUACCGAGGAAAGCUUAUUGACAAUGAAGAUAACAUGAACGUUCAGCUGCAGGACGUUACAGUGACCAGCAGGGAAGGAAGCGUCACGCAUAUGGAUAAUAUAUUUAUAAGAGGGUCACAGGUUCGAUUUCUAGUUCUACCAGAUAUACUCAAGAAUGCUCCUCUUUUGAAGACGGACUUGGUUUCCAAACCUCCACCACCAAUACGAGGACCUAAAAGAAGAUGA